Messenger RNA from Anopheles merus, 1893 nucleotides. RefSeq lists its product as uncharacterized. The record is from RefSeq and is a predicted model, not a curated record. Bases 508 to 1602 code for a protein of 364 amino acids. Lineage: Eukaryota; Metazoa; Arthropoda; Insecta; Diptera; Culicidae. The transcript is spliced from 3 exons.
CUCCCCCUUUCAUUUAAUUGGUAAUACAACUUAUCGAAUUUUUCCAAAAAGUUAUUUCGAUAACGUGUUUCAAAAAUGUUAACACUAAUCCGAAUAAUUGUGACACACUUUCUAAAAUAGUUUUUAGCACACAAUAUAUUGUACGAAUGAUUCAAAAGAAGAACAUCAACAAACAACAACAACAAAUCGUGAAAAUAUAAUUUAAAACAUAAUUAAGCAGCAAAUCUUUCGUACACAACAAAACUACUAUGGAAACCCUGUCUGCACUUCUCCAUCGCAUCCAAUUCUUCAUUUUCUUUGCCUCGUUUCGUUUCGUUGGUGGUCCCCUUGCGUUGUCAUUUUUCUUCUUUCUUUUCGGUGGUACAGUUUUGCAGUUCUAUCCAAGGCCGUUCGUUCUUAUCACUGCACCUGAUGAAUAAAAAUUUGUUUAAAAAAUAAUGUGUGUGCCGCAAUUGUGUGAAUUAUUGAUUGUGUGAAUAAACUAUUGGUAAUAAAAGUAUCAUUAGAAUGGCUACAAAAAAUACUAUCGAAAAAGUUAAAAAGAAAAGUAUGAAGAAUGUCGAUGCUUCUAUUGAACGCAAGCUGAAAGGAAGCGUUCUACCUUUGCCAGUCACGUUAAAAAUGGGUACUAAAGUGACAUUGCCAGUUCAAUUGAAAAGCAAAGCCGCGGAAAUAGUGACCGAAGGAAAAACCGUAGUGUUUUAUCCCCUGGUUCCGCCGGUUGGAAAGUACACGCACGUGAUCAAAUCAAGCGUUCCUCUAACGGAAGCUUCAGUACCGGUUUUUGACUUCAAUAGCGCUGUGGGGCCGAUUCGUAUGAAUGUGACCCGCCUUCAGCCUUCGAGUCCGGUUGUCCUUCCUUCAAGGCCAGUGAAUGAUGAGAUCAAAUUACAACCGCAAAGUGUGGCAGCCGAAUCUUCCAGCAAACUUUUAUCAUCAAUGUUACGAUCAGAAGAAUCAUCAAUGUAUCCAUCUCGAAACACGAUCAGCCCGCCACUUUCCCCGCCGUUGUUUGAGCUUCCUUCGUCAAUCCUUUCAAACUCUUUUACAAACGAAACAGAUUUGAAUAACUUUGAAGGGCCAGUGUUGCUAGAUGUUAUCGAAUUGAAACCGCCAAAUCCAGAAGCUGGAUCUUCUAGUCAGCCAGUAACUUUAACGGAAGGUAUACAAUCAACUUCGUUGCACAACUCGGUACAAUCAUUACCUUCGUUAUCUAUACCUUUUCCGCCAUUGCACGUUCAAACUGACUCAAAUCAAAAUAUAACUGCUUUCGAUCAGAUGCUAAUCAUAAAAAAUCAGAACACAAUAAUAUCCAAAUUGGAUACCAUUAUAAGUGAACAGCGAAUUUUGCGACAAGUCUUUGAACAUGCGUUACAAUCUAACAUGAUUGGUUCGAAUGAUCAUUGCAAAAUGACAUGCUUUAAGUUAAGCCCGAUAAAUGAUGCGAAGGAAUUAAAAAGUUUUGAUGAACAACUGGGAACUGAUCGAGAAUUUCGACAAAAAUUAAUACAAUAUAUUAGAUACAAAACAAACGAUACACGCACGGAACACCUGUUACACUGUGCGAUUGAUAUAUGCUUCUCAAAAAAAAAAUUUUCAUGAGCUCACUUGGACAGGACGCUUGUCAUCAGAUUUGCACAAAUUCUGUAUACAAAGUUAUACAAACGUGUUAGCUAGGAUUUAAAGAGCUAGGAGGGUUUUCACAUCAACAGCUAGAAGAUUUAAAAAAAAAAAACCAAAAACAGUAAUCGACGUCAGCAAAUAACGUACCAACACCAACACCAAGAACCAAAACAAAGCAAGAAAAUAUCUUGCCACACUCCAUGUAAAGGUUAAAAAAAAUUAAAAUAAUUAUAAAAUAGUUGAACUAUUUGAACUGGGAUUUUUAGAAUA